Lobosporangium transversale is the source of this 665-nucleotide messenger RNA. RefSeq lists its product as hypothetical. The coding region runs from base 153 to 665 and encodes 170 amino acids. The record is from RefSeq and is a predicted model, not a curated record. Lineage: Eukaryota; Fungi; Mortierellomycota; Mortierellomycetes; Mortierellales; Mortierellaceae. The transcript has a single exon.
AACAGAAUCAGCUAUAUUGGCACUGGUAGCCAGGUCUAUACUCUUAUAAACUCAAGAAGUCUGGUUUUCGUAUUCAAGUUUGUUCAGACAUGAACAAUAUUGUGCUGUUUUGCAUCCAAGCCAGCACCUUGCCGGGAUUAUAACGAUGGACCAUGCUUGUGAAGAUGAACAUUGUAUCGUGCAUUCACAAGCUGGACCGUAUUGCUCUUGAUGGCGGCUACAGUGGAUUCGUUAUACAGACUGAUGAGCCAUCAGAUGCAUUUUCCUAUGAGGACUUCUCUUUCCCUGUGCGCAAGACACAUAAGAAUUACAUUGUAAUAAAGCGUUUGGUGUAUUUCGAUCAGGCAUUGAAGGGAGACAUGCAGUCCACGCUUUCCGAGUUCACACACGACGCUCCUAUCCGUUUCUCAGACCCAAAGACGUUUGAUCUCCAAUUCAAGCUCUGCUGUCUACUUAUGGCCAUCAAGAAUACCGUACCUAUCCAUAAUAUCGCUACUCAGACGUAUUACAUAUCCCGGACACAAGAUGCAUUUGACUUUCCAGACAGAAAUGAGUGCCAAGUUGCUUAUGAAAAGCUCUCCAAUAUCAAAGUUAAACUGAACCAUGAUCGAAGCCUCCUGGGACUACAAGAGGGCAUUUUUAUCCGUAGCUAUUUCGCAGCAUAA